This is a messenger RNA of Cuscuta europaea, 1100 nucleotides long. NCBI's taxonomy places the organism in Eukaryota, Viridiplantae, Streptophyta, Magnoliopsida, Solanales, Convolvulaceae. The record is from the annotation of a GenBank genome assembly.
GUUCCAAGUUUUCCCAAAAAAGUUUAGAACCUAUCGAGCUUCCGUCGUCAUUGCCAGUCUACGUCGGAAGCUGCACCGGAAAUCCAUAAAACCCUAGUCCGGAGAGACCCCGAACAAGUACAUGGGUAUUGAACCCAACGCCGAUGUGGACACUGGGAUUGAAUGCAGCGGUGUAAAGCGGGUGAGGGAUGAUGGUUGUGAUGCAGAGAGUGGUGACGCCUCAAAGAAGGCGAGGGUCGAGAUGCCUAUCGAAGAGAAAGGGCCCGAAAAUGUGGAAGGAAGCGAAGAUGGGGAAGGAGAGAUGAAAGCUGACGAGAGGUCGGGUCCAGUCACUUUGGGUCCGAAAAGCUUUGGGUCGUCGGCAGAUAUGUUUGAUUACUUCUACAAGCUACUUCAUUUCUGGACCCCUAAUGUUGACAUCAACAAGUAUGAACAUAUGGUGUUGCUAGAACUGCUUAUGAAGGGCCAUCCAGACCCCCAGAAGAAAAUAGGCGAAGGAGUUUCUGCAUUUCAAGUUCGAAACCACACUGUAUUUAAAACCCGUUGCUUCUUCAUCUUAAGGGUGGAUGGUUCUGAUGAAGACUUUAGCUUCAGGAAGUGUGUUGAUCAUAUACUUCCCUUGCCAGAGAACAUGCAAGUAAAGCAUAACGCCAAUAAGGCCUUGGGUGGUGGCGGCAAAGGCGGAAGAGGAGGAGGAGGUCAGGGUCGAGGCCGUGGCAGAGGAAGGUCAAGAAACUGAUUGUACUGCAUUUACUAUUUUGAAUAUGCAUUUUGGAAGAAAAACAAACACUCCUGCUGAGUCCUGACAUUUUUCAACUCGGUACUAGUAUAUCCAGAUUUUGUACCUUUUUGAAUUCUCCGGUUCUGGAUUGUAUCUUCUCGGGUACUCGACCUUAGGUUGCAGCUUCAAAAUUUUCAUAAAUACACAUCUUUUUUCCCAUUUUAGACAUUCAGUCUUCCAUAUCUUAAAGUUCACUUUAGAUUAGUAUUUCCUUAUAUUUUCUAGCAUGUUUAGACUUUAGACUCCAAAUGAGGAGCUAAACUCUUUAUUCAUCGUUUUGCUAUCUUGAAGCUUGUUGAAUGUUAAAAUUAUGAGUUAU